AAACGCUCUUUAUUUCAUGCUAACAAAGAAACUAAACUCCUCGCACAUACUGCCCUCGUCAGGUCGCAGUUGGAAUAUGCAUCCAUCAUAUGGCACCCUCAUCAGCUUUACUUAACCAACCAUAUUGAGGGACUUCAAAAUAAAGCUGCAAGAUUUAUAACUCGCGACUUCUCCCGUACUUCCAGUGUGUCUAACAUAAAACGUAACCUCAACUUAACCCAACUGCAGUAUAGACGAUGUACUUCUCGCGAGUCAUUUUUCCGCAAGCUCUAUCAUGGAUCAUCUCCCUUUAGGAACUCAUUCAUUGAGCCUGCACAUCGCAUUUCGUCUCGCGUAGAUCACUUUAAAGUAUCACCCAACUUUGCCCACGCUAACUUGUUCAAGAAUUCUCCUCUGGUUCUUGCAAUCUCCGAAUGGAAACGCCUGCCCAGGGAAAUCGCAUUAAUCACUUCAUCUGAUAUGUUCAUUAGUUCCUUAAGUAAUAUGUACCAACUUAUAUAG
This is a messenger RNA of Ixodes scapularis (black-legged tick), 501 nucleotides long. RefSeq lists its product as uncharacterized. The record is from RefSeq and is a predicted model, not a curated record. The transcript has a single exon. The annotation marks the transcript as partial. Lineage: Eukaryota; Metazoa; Arthropoda; Arachnida; Ixodida; Ixodidae.